GGGGAUGCGGCUGCACAACACAAACGCUCAUUCAUUUACGCUUAUUUUAUUAAGUCGCGACUCCACGCCUCUGCUUGACCAUUCUUCAUCAACAAUCUCUUUAAGUUUUCGCGUUUCAGUACAAUCGAACAGUGUCAUAACGGGUUCUAAAACAUAAGUGCAUUUGGUUAUGUUUUAGUAAUUGUGCGACCGAUGUAGGUAAGCAGUGGGUACCUUCAAGGUACCUCCAUCUUUAAAACAAAGUAAUUCGCCAUGUUAAUCCAAUUUGUACCGCUAGCUUUGCUAACGGCAUCCCUGUUCUUGCUAAUAGACACAGGAGAAAGCUGCAAUGAGGCCGUUUGUGGUAGUGUCGUCAGCAAAUGUUUGCUAACGAAAUCCUGCAACUGCGACUUGAAGAACUGUACGUGCUGCAAAGAAUGUAUUAAUUGUCUAAGUUAUCUCUACAGCGAAUGCUGUUCUUGUGUUGAUAUAUGCCCCAAACCAAACGAUACUGCGACGGAUUUGAGCCGAAAAUCGCACGUAGAAGAAUUCGAUGAAGGAGUCCCUCAACUAUUUUCCCUCUUAACAGACUUUCCGGAUACUUACAAAAGAUGGGAUUCGAAGUCGUUUCCAAUAGACAUGGAACUGAAUUAUUACGAACCCAAGAAGGAAAUCAAAAUAUCGAUGUUAAGCGUGGAGCAAGAAGUGGACCCAGCAAAGCAGAACACCAUAACGGUCAAUUGUACAGUCGCUUUUUGGGCGCAGUGUAUGAGCUGGAGGAAGUGUAAGACUAGUUGCCAGUCGAUGGGCGCCUCUAGCUACCGAUGGUUCCACGAUGGAUGUUGUGAAUGUGUGGGUGAAUACUGUAUCAAGUACGGUAUCAACGAAAGCAGAUGCUCUGAAUGUCCUCAAAGCGAAGAAAGUAAACAGGACAGCGAUGAUAACGAAGACGACUACGAUUACGGCGAGCACGAUGAAGAUGACGAAGACGAUGAUUUUCACAACAGUCCAAAUCUCUGAUAAUUGUAAGAAUAGUUUAACUUUUUAAGCUAUAUUUAUUUUCGUGUUGUAGCCAACAUUGUGAUUUAGAAUAUUUAAACCUAUUAAUGCCAGGUAUUAUUCUAAAUGAUAAUGAUUUAUGUUGAAGAUAAUUCUUUAAUAUCAACAACGAAUUUAUUUUUUUUGAAGAAAGUAGUCUUUCUCGUUUUUAAUUUUUGUUAUCCCAGUGUAUUGAAAAUAACUUUACUCUAAUAAUUAUAAUUUUAUUUUACUAACUAAUAGAGUUAGAAAAUACGUACCUAUACUAAAAUCACAAUAAGUAUGCACUACAAAUAAACAAACCAAGACAGGUUGCAUGUCAUGAGGAGUACUCCCGUAUUGUGAUUUACAAUGUAUAAACUUUGUAAAUCAUGAUUAGGGAUUUACAAUGUAUAUACAUUGCAAAUUAUGAUUUGGGACCGCUCCUCGUAACAUUCAACGUGUCUUGGUUUGUUUAUUUCUAGUACAUCUUUACUGUUAUUGUAGUAUAAGUUGUUUUUUUUUAUAAGAUAACACUAACCCGUAUAAACGAAUGCAGAUUAAUUAUUAAAUUAAUUAAGAAAACAAUGAGGUAUAUUGACUUUCAGGUUAAUGUUGUGUGCAACACGUAUUUAUAUUAUGUACAAUAAUAUGAUGUAACUAGUUUUAGAUGCCUACAUCCCUAAAAUGUUUAUAUGUACUAUGUUUAGAUAUGAGGUGUAUUGGCUAUUAUAUUUAACUAUUGAUUUUAUUACUGCUUUAAGACACAUUCUGACAUUAUUGUGCAUCACUUUCAAAUAUUUUAUAUUCAAGUGUUACUUUGUUAGUUGAGUACAGUUAUAUGAAUUCUUAUUGUUUUGCAUUUUGGUUUCUAAAUGCUUGACAUUAUAUUUCCAGGCUACACAUUUUUUUUUUAAAUCAAUGGGUAUAUAUUGUUUUCCUAGGAGGAAAUAACCUUCCUCCAUUUCAGCUCAGCGUUUGAGGUAGAGGCUUCUAUUAUGUCGUUGUUCCGAAGUCUUUCUUUUGGCGAGACCAAUGUUACAAACCUUCAAAUUGUUUUCCUUAAAUUGCAAAUUGUAUUUCAGCUCGACAUGAAGAAUUUAAAUUUGUAGGCACAGGGCAAAUUUCUAGAAGCUAACUAAGAAAGUCUAAUAUUCGAUUAUCUUUCGCUGUCACCUAUCACACAAUGUUCGACUUUUAAAACGGCUACAUAUUUAUUAUUGAAAUCAUUAUCUUCAUCUUCCAUUGACAUGCUCGGAACAUCCUCUGUGUCGUUUUCCUCUAGAUGGUACCCGUUUCUUGUAUUUCAGCUACCGUCCGAAGCAACAAUUUCGUCUUUCUUUCCACUUCUCUGUUCUGUCUUGGCAGCACAGAGGUACUAAUACUCUUUCCUCUUUGGACCAUUUGCAUGGUUUCGAUUAGGUUCUUAUUUGUACAAAUUGAACUCGACGAUGUAACACUGUUUCUAAUUGAGUCACGAACAUCGGGAGAAGAUUCUCUCAAAUCUUGAAUAUUUUGGUUUAUUUGAGCCUCUUUGAUUUGCAACAUGUCCCGUUCUGUUUUCACCAACUGCAGUUUUUGUUAAGUCUCGAUUUAGUCCUUUCGGAGGCCUUCUAUAGUUUUUACAAAAGCAUACAUUUUCUUUUUCCUCUGCAUUCACUUUCAUCAUAUCUUUUCCAACUUCUUCACUGUACAAUUUUAACAUCUUCUCUUUAGAAGAAGCAUGGACCUUAAACGCACCUAGCAAAAACGGGAGAAGGUUAUCUUUUUUUUAAUUCUUGUUUUAGUAAUUUUAUAAGCCCAUUAUUAAAAUUUAAAACAAAAUAUUUAUUGGGAAUAAGCCAGAAUUUUACUAUAAUAAUGUUGACGUUUCAACUUCCACUUCGGAAGUCGUUCUCAAAGUGAAAAACACUAAUAAAUUAAACAAAUUUUGUAAAAAAACUUUUUAUUUGUUUAAUUCAUUAAUUUAGGUACUAUUUCAGUUGGGAAUAAGCCACCAUUUUACUUUGAAAUUGUUUCUUUUGAAAAAAUAAUAUUGUGGCUUAUUCCCAACUAAAAUAGUAAAUUACUUUCGAAAUCGAAAAGUAAUAAAUUAAGCCUAAUAAUAAAAGUAGUAAAUUAUAUAAAUUUAUAUUCUCAUUUUACUUUACAUCAGCACAUAAAUCCAAAAAAUUCGGGAGGAUUCAUAUAAUUGUAUGCUAUUCUAUCGUACGUAAUACCUAAUAUUCUAAAUAAUAAGUUAUUACUCAUUUUCUAUCUAUUAAUAAUUAUAUGUUAAAUAAAAUGUAAUUAGUUGUUUAUAUAAUAUUUAUAAUAAUUACAGCCGUCCAUAACAAAUUGUAUGAGUUUUAGUAACUACUAAUGGGAAAUGUAACUUUCUAGAUUUGUAUUUGAUAAUAUUUUAAAAUUAGAAAAAAUGUUUUAUUCAUAAUAAACUUCUAAAAUUCAUGAAACUUUUCAGGGUUUUUGGCCCCAGUGUCAGUGUAGACACUUUUAGCGCCCUCUUUAGGAGAAACGCUGAACUACGUAGUUCAACAAUUUUCCUACAGAGGGCGCUAUUAAACUCGACAUUAGCGCCAUUGCGGCUGGUCUCCAAACUACGUAGUUCAGCAAUUCUCCUAUAGAGGGAGCUCUUAAAUUCGAUUCUAGCGCCACUGCGGCAGGCCUAUGAACUACUUCAGGGGCUGCCUCAGAGGUGUUAAUAGAAGGUUUUAAAAAUUAAAAAUAAAACAAUUUUUUGAUUU
Messenger RNA from Diabrotica virgifera virgifera (western corn rootworm), 3740 nucleotides. RefSeq names its product protein twisted gastrulation-like. Gene Ontology annotation, biological process: regulation of BMP signaling pathway. The transcript has 5 exons. Bases 253 to 999 code for a protein of 248 amino acids. The record is from RefSeq and is a predicted model, not a curated record. Lineage: Eukaryota; Metazoa; Arthropoda; Insecta; Coleoptera; Chrysomelidae.